This is a messenger RNA of Aspergillus welwitschiae, 1803 nucleotides long. Its product is annotated as Zn(II)2Cys6 transcription factor domain-containing protein. The coding region runs from base 1 to 1803 and encodes 600 amino acids. The record is from RefSeq and is a predicted model, not a curated record. The transcript has 4 exons. Gene Ontology annotation, molecular function: zinc ion binding; DNA-binding transcription factor activity, RNA polymerase II-specific. Lineage: Eukaryota; Fungi; Ascomycota; Eurotiomycetes; Eurotiales; Aspergillaceae. Gene Ontology annotation, biological process: regulation of DNA-templated transcription.
AUGGUUCUUGAUGUGAUCAAACCACCAAUGAGCUCUCGCACUGGAAAACCCCGGCAGAGAGUGUAUCGGACACGGACCAAGUCAGGGUGUACCACAUGCAAGCACGUCAAAUGUGACGAAGCCCGACCAAGCUGCCUGAGGUGCACUUCGACGGGCCGCAAAUGCGACGGCUAUGCUACUACCAACACCAACUCUACUCUCACAGCCACUGUCCUCCCACGUCCUUCCCAGGCCCUCACCGGCUUCCGCUAUGCAACAGGGGAACGUGAUAUUCGAUCAUUUCAGUUCUUCUACGAAAAGACCGUCUUCUCUCUGGCCGGCUAUUGUGGUUCAGAAUUAUGGAGUCGGUCAGUCUUGCAAGUCAGUCAGAAGGAGAAGCCAAUAUGGCACGCCCUGGUCGCUUUGGGCGCGCUGCACGAGAACUUUGAAAAUAGUCAGCAGAUUCCAGGGCCCUGGUUCAGCCGAAAACGACAUGACACCUUUGCCUUGCAACAAUACCUUGCGGCGAUUCGGGCUCUUUUACGUCCAUCAGAGGAUCCAGGUAGUCCAUCGUCCACGUAUCUAACUAGUAGUCAUGGCGGGACGCUUUCGGUGGACGUUUGUCUCAUAUCGUGCGUGCUAUUCGUUUGUUACGAGAUCAUGUCCGGACACUACGUCGCAGCCCUCAGCCACAUUAGGAGCGGUAUGAAGAUCUUAGGCGAGGUUGCCUACGAUGCGAGCACAGGAACAUAUCAUCAUCCCCUUCUAAGACCGUCCACUGUACCAAAUCUCGAGAUCGAUGAAAUACGAAAACUCCUUAUCCGCUUGCAGAUCCAAGUAUAUGCCUUAACCCGAUCAAUAGAAGACAGCCCAGCCUGCAGCACAGCACAGCUACGAGGCGUAUCCAGCGACUUCACCGACAUACCAGCAACCUUCACCUCCCUCUCCCAAGCCCGCAAUAUCUACGAGCACUACAGCAGCAUGUUCCGCCACGACUACCACACCCUCAUCGACGCCCAACCACCCACAGCACCAACAACAAACCCAUCCCUUCAACCCCUCAUCCACCACUAUGCAACCAUCCUAAUCAAAUGGUCCACGGCCCUCGACCACUUCGAGCAAACGCGCGGCUCCACCCUAACAACAAAAGAACAAAUCGGGCUCAAAAUCCUCCAAAUCCACCGUCUCGAGCACACCAUGAUGCUAGAACAAUACAACUCCGGCUCGUCCGACUCGACAGUCUGGGACAGAUUCAACUCCAUAUUUAAACAGAUCAUCUCAUUAUCAAAAUCAGUCGUGCAGCUCUCCGGCCCAUCUUCACCACCACCCACGCCAUCACAUGCAAUGAUGCCUACGGCAAACCUACCCCCCACCUUCUCCCUCGACCUCGGCAUCAUCGCCCCCCUCUACACAACCGCAGCCCUCUGCCGCGAUCCCCUCACCCGGCGCGAAGCCGUCGACCUUCUCCGCUCCUGUUCCCGCCAGGAAGGCGUGUUCAGCAGCCACUUAUGUGCCGUGGCAGCGGAGAAGGUCAUUGCGCUGGAAGAGCACGUUGCGCUUGCAGCAGGGGAAGUGGAUUACGCGAGGGAUUCUGCGGCUAUUACGGGGAUGGUGUUGCGCGAUGGGAAUGAGUUGCAGUAUCAGUCGACGGUGAUCACAAGGUGUUGGGAGGUGCCCGAGAAGGCGAGGCUCACGUAUGCGUAUCCGGAGUUUGAUCUUGUGGGGAAGAGGGUUUGUUUGACGAUUGGACAGGAUGAUAAGGUGCAUGUGAAUAUUCCGUGGUGGCCGGGGGGUGUGGUGGUUUUUGGGUUGGAUGAGGGGUGA